Messenger RNA from Drepanopeziza brunnea f. sp. 'multigermtubi' MB_m1, 2550 nucleotides. NCBI's taxonomy places the organism in Eukaryota, Fungi, Ascomycota, Leotiomycetes, Helotiales, Drepanopezizaceae. The record is from RefSeq and is a predicted model, not a curated record.
AUGGACCUCCAACGCUCCUCAGGGUCGUCGCCGCUACGCUCAGGAGGAAAUCAGCCCGAGAGCGAGGAUGAAAACGCCUACAGCGACGACGAUAGCGCCGCCGAAAAUGGAGACAAUGGUGACAAUGCCAACCCGCCCCAUCUAUUCAUCUCCAUCUCCAUCUCCAAUAUCUCCAUCUUCAUGUCCAUGUCCAUGUCUCUCUCGCCAGUCACUCCUCAGGACAUCGGGAGCAACCCCCCGGCUGCUUCAACGUUGGAGCCCGAAGACGUUCCAAGUCGAGACUUUGACCCGAACUCGCUAACAGUUAUUCGUCGAAGGUGUGAGCUGUGCAAGCAAAGAAAGGUCAAGUGUGAUCGCGGCCAACCUCAAUGCGGAUGGUGUAGUCGCAAUGGAGCCGCUUGCGAGUACAAAGAAAGGAAAAAGCCUGGACUGAGGGCUGGCUACGGCAGAGAACUGGAGCAGCGAUUAGACAGGCUGGAGGAAAUCAUCAGAGGCCAUUCUCAAAUCCUCGAAUCGACUUUCAGAAAUCACAGCAACAGUAUCCCUAGCGAUCACGAUACCCCUCAAAGUAUUCCUGCCCUUCGUGGAAGCGACGGGUCACAUUCGCAACCGCGCCAUCUGCCGCAGGCAGAGACAGCACUCUUCAUACAGAAACCUUCCACCUUCCCAGGCAGUCAACCAACUGACUUUGGCAAUCACUUGCCUCUGACACCAUCAAUUUUGCACCGGGAUCCUUUCCAGCAAGGAAUGCAACAAACAAACCGUGUCCACAACCAAGCCCAUCCACAAAAUGGCCAGUCUCCGGAGUUCUACAACACCGCCCAACAACCGCUCCCAUCACCUGGUCUUAAUAUCGCAACGAACCAGGGCGAGUGUGCUUCCAAUCAUGGACUUCCUCCGUAUGACCUGUUGUACGCUCUUGUGGAUCUGUACUUUAAACAUGUCAAUACUUGGUGUCCAAUCUUGCAUAGACGAACGACCCUAGAUGCCCUUUUUGGUCCAUCGGCUUUGGAUGAGGCGGACAGAAUCUUACUUUACGCCAUAGUUGCGACGACGUUGAGGUUCUCCACUGAUCAGCGUUUGACUGAAGACAGGAGGCGGCACUACCACGACAUCAGCAAGCAAAAGGUGCUUUUGUACGGGCUGGAAAACUCUUCCGUCAAGGCCUUGCAGGCUCUGGUGAUUCUGGCACUAGACCUCGUAGGUAUUAGCAAUGGCCCUCCGGGAUGGAAUUUACUUGCUCUCAUCACGCGUUCUGUGGUCCAGCUUGGACUGGCCGUCGAGACGACAUCCGUUUCUGUGUCUCCAAACUAUCCUUCCAUAUAUACACUACGAGCAAUGGUUCUCCCCGAAGCAGAUAGCUUCAUCGAAGAGGAAUCAAGGCGUCGUCUUUUCUGGAUGGUGUACCUACUGGACCGUUACGCAACAAUAGCUACCGCGUUUGAGUUCGCUCUCGACGAGAAGGAGAUUGACCGAACACUGCCAUGUCGGGAAGAUCUAUGGAACAGGAACCAACCAGUCCAUACUCGAUUCUUCCACACGAGCGAGAGGAAGGAAUAUGAGAUCGACAAGCCAGAAAACUUAGGCACUUUCUCGUAUUAUAUCGAGAUACUCGGAAUUCUUUCCAGGAUCCAUAGGUUCCUGAAGAAGCCAGUGGACAUCAGCGCUCUUUCAGAUGUCGAGCAGUGGCAAGGAGAGUAUAGAGAGCUGGACAACAUGCUUACAUCGUGGAAGUUCGAUCUGCCUGCGGACUAUGGAAAUAUGGCGAAGCUCUUUCAGCCAGGGGGGAGCAAGUCCAUAAACUGCGGGUGGGUCAUGCUACAUGCGACGUACCACACCACUGUCAUCAGACUCCACUCCUCAGCUGCCUACCCAACAACGAGAUCUCCGAUUUUCACGCCCUCCUACAGCGCAAGUCAACGCUGCCACGGUGCGGUAGAGAACAUUGCCGCGCUGGGCGAGUUCGUCGUCAAGCAUGGCAUGCUCCCCAAACUCGGGCCACCCUUCGCCUUUACACUUUGGGUAGCAGCCCGCCUCCUGCUCGUUCACGGGUCCACCAUCGAGCACAAGCUCAGCCCGCAGAUUCAAUUCUUCGUCGACACCCUGCAGGAAAUGGGUCGGUACUGGCUCGUCGCUGAGCGGUACACGGCCAUUCUCCAACGCGUGCUCGAUGAGCACCGCGACUCCGAACGCACAGUUGGGAUGCACGGUGAGCGAGUUACGCCGUCUUCAGUGAAGAUUCUGGCGGAUAUGAGGCGCUGCGCGUAUGACCUGGAUUUCCUGAUCUCGAGGCAGCCGAAGCAUAUCGGUAUGGCAUCACGCAUUCCUAGCGUGACGCCGUCCAGGACUCCAGCUCCCAACGAGCUCGAAUAUUUGGAUGUCUUCGACUUCUUCAACGUCCCCAGGCUGCCUGUGGAGGCAGGUCAUGUCUCUGGGAAUGGCGUGGGGGAUCUGCAUAUUCCUGGGAUGGGCAACGGGACCAACGAGUUCAACAUCACGAAUUUCAUAGUUGAUGCCAAUUCGGAUUGGCUGUUCAAGAACGAGAGUUGA